AUGCUGAAGGUCACAUUGUGGAAGGAAAACUUGGAAGGUGCCUGGGUGAUCCUUAGCGAAGUUGCUCGAGGUCGACAGGCAAACAUGACCUCUUCGGGGUCUGGGGCGGGCAUUGGUUACGGCGCCACGAGCACUACCACUGCUGCCCCAAGGGGGCCUGCUGCCUCUACGCGGGAUUCAGCGAGUGGAGGUGCAACUUACAACUGCGGUUCCGCGGACUCUCCCUCAAUCCACCCUCAUUCUGGAACUGACACUGCUCAUCCGCCAGUGGCAUUCUAUGAUCAUUCUGCUGCCCCUGCAGUCACCAACCCUGCCUCUGUGCCUCCUUGA
Molecule: messenger RNA, 330 nt
Organism: Hydatigera taeniaeformis
Lineage: Eukaryota; Metazoa; Platyhelminthes; Cestoda; Cyclophyllidea; Taeniidae
Source: the annotation of a GenBank genome assembly